Messenger RNA from Folsomia candida, 1393 nucleotides. RefSeq lists its product as uncharacterized. The coding region runs from base 104 to 1219 and encodes 371 amino acids. The record is from RefSeq and is a predicted model, not a curated record. The transcript is spliced from 6 exons. NCBI's taxonomy places the organism in Eukaryota, Metazoa, Arthropoda, Collembola, Entomobryomorpha, Isotomidae.
UUCAGUCUGGACAAGGUUGAGAUUACGUUUUUCUCGCAGUCGUACAUCGUCUGCCUCCUCGUCCGCCAGUGGGUCUCGUCUCAAAAUACCCAGAGACUGGAAUAUGACGCUCAGCUCAGGCAAAUUCUGUCAUCAAUCUCAGAAAGCGAGACGCAAAAAUAAUGUUGGGCAUGCAAAAGUAUGCAGCUGGAUGUCUGCCGAUUUGUGGAUUUCAUUCGGAAAUUAUGCCGGAAUUUUCCAAAAAUCCAGAAAUAUUAAGGAGGAAAAAACUGACACAUUUGUAUAUCGAAUGUUCAGGAUGCGAACGUAUGUAGCUGGAUGUCUGGCGAUUUGUGGAUUUAAUUCGAGUGCAAAAAUUCCGCCGGAAUUAAAAAAAACUGAAAUAUUAAGGAGAUACAAACGUCCACAUUUAGGAGUUCAGGCUGCGUGGGAGAGUCCAAUUCUGGAUAUCACCUUGUCCCAGUUAAUACAAGGAGCGACCACGCCGGAGGACACCGCCCGGUAUCGUGCCCUGCGGGAUAAGUUUGCCGGCGCUUGGCUUAAUGCCCUUCCAUCUCCUCAACUUGGAACCCUACUAUCGAACGAAUCGUUUCGCAUUGCAGUUUCCCUCCGUUUAGGGUGUGACGUCUGUCAACCCCACAAAUGUCCAUGCGGGGCGCAAGUUACUGGUCGAGGCUACCAUGGCCUUUCUUGUCGGCGCAGCGCAGGGCGAUGGUCCCGCCAUGAGGCCGCCAACAACGUAAUUGCGAGAGCGCUCCGUUCGGCGGAAGUUCCUUGCAUCCGGGAGUCUGCGGGAUGCUCCACUCAAGACGGAAAGCGUCCCGACGGAAUGACACUAAUUCCGUGGUCAAGAGGAAAAUCCUUGGUUUGGGAUGUUACAUGCGUAGAUACUUUCGCCCCCAGUUACCUUCCCGAAACUGUGCGCUACCAAGGCGCUGCUGCCAGCAAGGCGGAAGAUAGUAAGAGGAGGAGGUACGCCUUCCUCCUGGAUCGUUUUAUUUUUGUCCCCGUCGCAAUGGAAACGACUGGGGUGUGGGGCCAAGAGGGGCUCCUCCUCAUCAACCAAAUUGGCGAGCGGAUAGCCGCAAGAACCGGACAGCCCAAUGCUGUCACAUUCCUCCGCCAAAGAAUCUCGCUGGCUGUUCAGCGGGGAAACGUUGCCUCCAUUUUAGGGACACUCCCGGAAGGCAAAGAAUUGGAAGAGGUGUAUUAUUUUUAAUUUAUUUUUUAACUUAUUUUGACUUUUUUUAAAAAUGAUUUCUUCGUUUUUUAUUCAGGUUAGGGAUUUUUAAUGUACGACUCCUUUGUAGUCAGCUUUUUUGAUGUGUAAUUUUUGUAAUGCGUAUGCAAUGAUAAUAAGUGAAAUAAAAUUUAACAGUAUUUAUAAACUUAA